AUGCCAGACAAAGACUGCUUCGCUCUCCCUGUGUCGGAGCGCGACCAGCGGAAUGCCUCCAGCGAUAACUCGGCGGUAAAGGAGCCUUCAAUUGCCGACUCGGUAUGGAUCUCCUCGUCCAUGUCCAAGCCGAGAGAGGCGCUCUUCGUCGCGGUCGUCUGCAUGGCCCAAUUCUGCACCCAGGCUGCCUACAUGGGCACUUUGGUCCUCUUGCGAAAAAUCGGCCAUAGCUUCGGCGUUACAGACCCGGCACAGUUAGCAUGGCUUGUUGCUGGAUACUCCUUAACGGUCGGCACAUUCAUUCUGAUAUCGGGACGACUUGGCGACAUCUUCGGCUACAAAAAGAUGCUCAUCAUUGGAUUCGCGUGGUUCUCGCUUUGGUCACUAAUAUCGGGGCUCAGCGUCUACUCCAACUUUACGCUCGCAGUUUUCUCACGUGUCAUUCAGGGGAUUGGGCCCGCGCUGUGCUUGCCAAACGCUCUGGCAAUCUUCGGGUCGGCAUACCCACCUGGCCACCGCAAGGCAAUGGUAUUUGCAUGUUUUGGUGCAGUAGCGCCUAUUGGCGGUGUGUGCGGUGCCGUCUUUGCUUCCCUUUUUGCCAUGGCUUGGUGGCCGUGGGCUCUUUGGGCCAUGUCUAUUUGGCUCGCAUUGCUAUCCGUGGCCGCAUACUUCAUCAUCCCCCAGCCUCCUCAGCGAAAGGAACAGCCACGCUCAUUGCAAGGAUGGAUUGUCACUCUGGAUGCGCCUGCCGCCGUUGUCGGCGUCGUUGCUCUGGUCCUCUUCAACUUUGCAUGGACUCAGGCGCCAAUCAGUGGUUGGGGCACACCGACAAUCCUCGUACCGCUUAUUCUUGGUUUACUGCUCUUUGGAGUGUUUGCAUACAUGGAGCUCAAGAUGAGCCAGCACCCUCUGCUCCCAUUCGAUGCCUUCAAGCCCGACAUAUGCUUCGUUCUCGCUGCACUUGUCUGUGGCUGGGCUACCUUUGGUAUUUGGACUUUGUAUCUGGUUCAAAUACUUGAAGAUGUUCGCGGACUACCGCCAGUGCUUGCAUCAGUAUACUUUGCACCCGCUAUUUGCGCAGGAGGAGUCGCAGCCUUCUUCACCGGCAAACUGCUAGGCCCUCUGCAGGUCCGCCCGCCAUUUGUCAUGAUGCUGGCACUGACGGCGUUUACAACUGGCAUCAUUCUGACAGCAUUCGCACCCGUCAAUCAGAUUUACUGGGGCCAGAUAUUUGUCUCUAUGCUUAUAAUGCCCUUUGGCAUGGACAUGAGCUUCCCUGCUGCAACACUAACUCUAUCGAAUGCUGUCACAAAAGAGCACCAAGGUAUCGGGGCUAGCUUGGUUAAUACGGUGGUCAACUACGGCAUUGCAUUGGGAGUUGGCAUUGCAGGAACCGUCGAGGUCAAUGUACGCGGGCCAUCCGAUUCGCUAGACGAUCGGUUGAACGGCUUUCGCUCGGGCUUGUAUACCGGCAUCGGCCUAGCUGGGUUAGGCAUGGUAACAUGCAUUGUGUUUUUGUUUAGACGACAUGCUGUACAAGAGUAG
Messenger RNA from Akanthomyces muscarius, 1545 nucleotides. RefSeq lists its product as uncharacterized. The transcript is spliced from 2 exons. Bases 1 to 1545 code for a protein of 514 amino acids. Gene Ontology annotation, biological process: transmembrane transport. NCBI's taxonomy places the organism in Eukaryota, Fungi, Ascomycota, Sordariomycetes, Hypocreales, Cordycipitaceae. Gene Ontology annotation, cellular component: membrane. The record is from RefSeq and is a predicted model, not a curated record. Gene Ontology annotation, molecular function: transmembrane transporter activity.